This is a messenger RNA of Cladocopium goreaui, 513 nucleotides long. The record is from the annotation of a GenBank genome assembly. NCBI's taxonomy places the organism in Eukaryota, Dinophyceae, Suessiales, Symbiodiniaceae.
AUGAACAACAAAUGCAUGACGAGACAGAUUCAGGCGGCCGAAAAGGUGGAGAAGCAGCUGUACAAGCUGGGGAAACAGUACAAAAAAGUUCUGGAACAGGUCCAAAACAUGGAGCAGGAACUUGGCUCAGCACAGGUGAGGGCCAACAGUACCGAGACGGCCCGGCAAACGGAGUGCGCGGAGCAGCAGUGCAGCGAGGCACAAACCAGCCAUCUUGAACGUCGAGUCAAGGAACUACAGGAGCAGUUGCAACAGGCCUCCAAGCCCGUCGAUGAGAUGGCGCUGCUGAAACAACAGAACGAGACGCAAAUGAAGGAACUUGCGAAACUGGACGUGGAGAAGGCAGAACUGGAGAAGAAACUCAAGGCGCUGGAAGUCGAGCAUCAGAAAGCCCAGGAGAGGUGCAGCAGCACCGAAGGGAAGAUCCAAACGACCAGCAACACAUCGAGGCGAUGGGGCUGGAGAUGGGGAAGAUGUGGAGAUGUGGAAAAUUGGGAUGGAAGUUCACCAUGA